Messenger RNA from Metarhizium album ARSEF 1941, 1119 nucleotides. Its product is annotated as Glucose receptor Git3. The record is from RefSeq and is a predicted model, not a curated record. Bases 1 to 1119 code for a protein of 372 amino acids. The transcript is spliced from 3 exons. Gene Ontology annotation, cellular component: plasma membrane. Gene Ontology annotation, biological process: adenylate cyclase-activating G protein-coupled receptor signaling pathway. Gene Ontology annotation, molecular function: G protein-coupled receptor activity. NCBI's taxonomy places the organism in Eukaryota, Fungi, Ascomycota, Sordariomycetes, Hypocreales, Clavicipitaceae.
AUGACUACCUCACACGUUGACAGAGUCAUCGCCAUUCCUACCCUCGUGGGCUCGAUCUGUUCUUUUGUAUCUUGUGGGGUGGUCCUCGCACUACAUGUUGCCUUGCCGCCGGGACGCCACUUUCGCCAUGCUCUCAUUGUCAACCUACUUGUUGCGGACUUUAUCAACAGCUGCAAUAACACGAUAUCUGGCAUCAUCAUAAUCGCAAAAGGCUCCAAGCCCCCAACCGCACCAGCGGAUGCCAAUUGCGUCGCGAAUGCGUGGAUAGGCCAGUUUUCUGUCCAGGCAGUGGAUUUUAAUAUCCUGAUUAUAUCCAUCAUUGUCUUUUGUACGGUUUUCCGCAGUCGGCGCGAUUUUCUACCGACACGAUGGCAGGUUGGGUUGGUUUGCGCGUCGGCUUGGGUCCCCGGAUUGGUUACGAGCAACGUCGCCCUCGGACUUGACGCGUACGGAUACGUUGGCGGGAACUGGUGCUGGAUUAAACCCAGCAAGCUCGGCUUGCGUUACGCUCUUACUCAUGGCUGGCGCAUAGCCAUAUUUAUUGCUACCAUUACUCUCUACACCUGCAUCUACAUACGGCUCAAAAGAGUCUUCAACAGGGUCAUACUAACGAGACCCACGACAUCGACACGACAUCGGAGCCAGCUUACGGCCACCAUAGAUCACCAGGCGCAAGACACGCAGGAAAUCCUAGCCUCGGACUCUUUCACUGAGUCGUAUGAUCUCGAUAGCUAUUCAAACCACAGCCUUGUCCCGCAAGGUCCCAGCGACGAUAUGGCGACAAUGACUAGAUCCUCCCGGAAUCCUGGGCCCAAGCCAUACUGGCCAGUCCAAGAUCCCCCGGCUAAUCCGCCGACUCCUGCGACAACUACCAGGUUUUCCUCGAUGCCGGUACCGCCAGAUAUCAGGAAGAUAGUAUUUCUGAAUGGAUAUCCAAUUGUGUACAUUAUUCUAUGGAUUCCCGGCAUCGCUAACCGCAUCGCCGAAUCGCGAGGAGGGUCUCCGAGGUGGCUGACGGCGCUUCAAGCAUCAACGCAGUUCGUUGGGCUUGCUAAUGCAUUGACGUAUGGAUUUGGGGACCAAAUGCGGCGGAAAAUCUGGCCCAGGAACACAGUCUAA